AGGUUUUGAUUUAUUUCAGUUGGUUUGGAUUUGAGAUUUGGGAGUUUUUGGCUUGGUGGAUUUGAGGGUUAAUAAAGAUUUCUCCUGCCUAGUCAAGUGCUUCUUCACACACACCCUUCUGAAGGUCUUACAUUAACUAGGUGACAAUUCUCACAAAAGAUUCAAUUCCCACCCAUGGUGAGGGACCGAAAAUAUCCUCGACACCAGGGCCUAAUUGUUGGCAACUAUUGCCAUGAUGUUCUUCUCCGAGACGACAUUGUAGUGGCCGAGACUCUCGGCGGUGCUGUUUCCUUCAUUUCUGCCGUGUUCGAUGGCAUGUUGGUUUGUCACAAUUCAAUAUCGAAAGUUGGCUGGGACUUCGCUUAUUCGACCCAUCAUGAACCAAUUGUAGUGCCUGAUUCGAAAACCACUUUGUUCCAUGCACACUUCAGCUCUGAAAUCGAUGGGGAUGGGCACCAAGAUCGGAUUUUGAAAAGGGUCUGUGCUUGUGACCCGAUUUGGCCCUCAGAUCUCCCAGAAUCAAGAUUCAAUUUUGGAAUGGCGGUUGGGGUCGGCGGGGAGAUUUUGCCAGAGACGCUUGAGAAAAUGCUUGAAUUAUGUGAAACAGUUUCUGUGGAUAUUCAGGCUUUGAUACGAGAUUUUGAUGCCAUUGAUGGAACUGUGAAACUUGUGGAUUUGAAAGAGAGUGGGUUUUAUCACCUUCUUCCUCAAAUUGGGUUUAUAAAGGCGUCGGGUGAAGAGACUUCGUCUUUGGACAUUGAGGAAGUGAGAAAAUUGUGUUGUGUUGUUGUAACAAAUGGGAAACAUGGGUGCACGGUCUACUGGCAGGAUGAGGAAGCUCAAAUUGGGCCUUUCCCUACGAACCAGGUUGAUCCAACGGGUGCAGGGGACAGUUUUCUUGCUGGGUUCGUGGCUGGACUCGUGCAAGGCUUGCCUGUUGCUGAUGCUGCAUUGUUGGGUAACUUAUUUGGGUCUCUAGCUGUUGGUCAAAUAGGUGUGCCCAAGUUCGAUUUGAGGUUGUUUCAGAGAGUUAAGGAAGAGGUACAGAGGAGGAAGGUGCAGUGUAACAGCUACAGCGAAAUGAAAGCCGAAGACUCGAAGCUUAUGAAGGUGCCAGGAUUUGAACAGUUUCAUGCAUCACUUUCAGCAGCAAACAUGAUAUCUACUUGUCCUGUCCAGGAAUGCCAAUGGGAUCUGUCGAUUUCUCCUCCCGAAACAGUAGAUCAGCCGAAAUUGUUUAGUAGUCCUGUCUUUGAAGAGACGGUUCAAACAAUUGACGGUGGCAAACCAUGACUGGUAAAACUUAUUUUGUGCCUUUUCAAGCCUUUGGAUUCAAAUAAAAUUGCAUCAAAGUAAGAGAUAAUAGGACUCAUUAUGUAUCUUAUAUGUUCCCUCUGCAAUUACCAUGAUCAUGUGCCCCUAAUUAAUUGGUUUUGGCAGAUAUAUAAAUGUAUUUUGAAAAGCUUACUUAUAAAUUGAACAAGUAAUAAAAUGGCCAAUGCCAAUGGCAAGAACACUCAUAUUGUCCACAAGGAUUAAAAUUUAAACACAUUA
This is a messenger RNA of Cannabis sativa, 1554 nucleotides long. Its product is annotated as inositol 3-kinase. Gene Ontology annotation, molecular function: kinase activity. Lineage: Eukaryota; Viridiplantae; Streptophyta; Magnoliopsida; Rosales; Cannabaceae. The coding region runs from base 175 to 1293 and encodes 372 amino acids. The record is from RefSeq and is a predicted model, not a curated record. The transcript has 4 exons. Gene Ontology annotation, biological process: myo-inositol hexakisphosphate biosynthetic process.